This is a messenger RNA of Trametes versicolor FP-101664 SS1, 7674 nucleotides long. RefSeq lists its product as uncharacterized. Gene Ontology annotation, biological process: cell morphogenesis. The record is from RefSeq and is a predicted model, not a curated record. Gene Ontology annotation, cellular component: site of polarized growth; cell cortex. The transcript has 9 exons. Bases 1 to 7344 code for a protein of 2447 amino acids. NCBI's taxonomy places the organism in Eukaryota, Fungi, Basidiomycota, Agaricomycetes, Polyporales, Polyporaceae.
AUGGGCUCGGACGGGAUGCAGAUCACCAUACCCGACUUCAACGACGAUGAUGACACCUUUCGCGGCGGCCCGUUCUUUGGACGGGCGGCGGGAAGCAUGUGGGGCAACGCGGGCAGCAGCUCUGGCCUCGAGUCCCCGACGAUCUCCACGCCGCAAGCCAUCAACGAACGAGCGGGCGGGUCGUACUUCCACGCGCGCGGAGACUCAAUCGCAUCCCAGGAUUCAGGGCAGUCCGUUCCUUACGUCGGCGGCACGCAACGCAAGGCAGCGAAGGCGGCGCCGUUCACACACUCGACCCAAUCCUCGGUCGCGACUACAAGCAGCUCCCCAUUCACGAAGAAGUCCUCGUUCGCGUCCCUCCGGAAUGCGUUCAAGAAGAGCAACGAAGUCCCGCCUCCUAUGCCUGCGUACCCCGCGCUGAACGUCGACCCAUUCAACCGCUCCACCUCCUCGCUCGCGCAGGUUACACCCAUACCUACACGGCCAACGACGAGCAACAUUAGCUCACCUCAGCUGAGGCCAGCCACUCCGGGUGGCGGAGAGGGCCGCGCGAGGACGCCAAAGUCGAAGGACUACGGGCGAGCCCAGCACGCACAUUCGGGGUCUCUAUUCUACAGUUCGGACAACGGCAGUGACCAUGGUCACUAUCCGUUCUCGUCGUCCCCGCCACCGGUCCCGCCUAUGCCGGAUGCGUUCGCGGGACUUGCAGAUGAUACUGGGUCGUUCUCCGAUGGGGAGGACCGCGUGGUGCCUGAUCCCAAGACUCCCUCAGAUUAUGCGUUGCAUGCUAUAUUCCUGCGAUUCGCGGCAGCCGCGGAGCAGCACAUCGACAAGUUUCUACAUUUACCACUGGACCGUGAACCUCCCCUCGAGGAAAACAUGGGCCCCGGGAUAGACAAGAAAUUUGACGACAUGCUGUCGUCGCUGGGAAAGAUCGCUCAGCGGCACGCCAAACCCGUCGUCGACUCCGUCAUGCGCUGGCGGAAGAGCCAAAGCGACCCCGCCGGCCAAGACCUGCUUCGCCACCAUCUCUCGCAGUCGCCGUCUGGAUCGCGCGCGUUGCGCAUGCCAGACGUCGCGCAGGCGUUGAACGAGCGCAAGUGGCUCGCGUCAAUCUACAUCAUGUCGCGCGCGCUGAUCGCCGUAGCCCGCUCCAUAAGCAAGGAUGGCCUCCCUGAGGCGGUUGGCCAUAGUCUGGAGGAGCUGACAUUCGAACAGUUUAAGCGGCAUGAUGCGAAGCUCACUAUGCAGUCGGCGAACUAUCGUUGUAAUGCCGAACUGCAUGCGGAAUUGCUAGGACACCUUGCUGAAAUCAGGUUUGAGAGUGUGACAGAUAGGUUCCUGACAGAGCUGGGGCCCAUUGCGGCAGGGCAAGUAGCCAAAGACGCGGACAUGAGGUUUGAGAACCUUGUGAAAGGCUUGAAACAUAUCCACAUCAAGGUUUGGCCCCCGGAACGAUUCGAAGAGAGCGCUGAGUUCCUGGCCUCGCUAUCGAAGGCGUUCGAGAAUGCACACGGAAACCGUCUGAAAACGAUAUUUGCCGAGACACUAGUGCAACUACUGCAUCCCAUCGGCAAGACUGCGCAGGCGGAGGUCAACCAUCCAGAAUGGGCCAAAGCCAUUGAGGUCAUCUACCCCAAGGCAAGGGACAUGACGACGAAACCUCGAUAUUGGCAGGUAGCCUACCCUCUGGCCGUCACUGCGCUCUGCGUGGCACCACAUGAAUAUUUCCUACGCAAUUGGUCUGCUUGCUUCGAAGCUGGGCUUGGUAAGCUCAAGGAAAAGGUUCACCGGAUGACCGUUCUGAACGGAAUGUUGCGGCUCCUUUGGACUUACCUGUAUCGAUGUCACGAGCCUGUUUCCACCGCCUCCACGAAGCUCGACGGCGUUUUCAAGCACUUCUUCCCCGCAAACCGUCUUAUAGUCGUUCCUCAGGAGGACCACCUCCAGCCAUUCAUUUACAUGGUCCACUUCGCUCUUUCGCGCCAUUUUGACAUCGGCAGUGAGCUGUGCCUGGACCUUCUCCAGGAGCGAAACAUCAACUCCCAGUCCUCGCAAAUCGCUCACGUUCUUGCCCCGGAGCGGAUGACGAUCGCCACUCAGGCCAUCCUCCUAUCACUCAACCUGAUCGAACGGGAAGAGCCGAUGCCCUCUUGGCCCUCGAGCACUGAUUUUACGAGCAUACCGCCUUGGGAGGACUACCCGUCAUCAUCCGACACUCUCCCCGCAUCUGUCUCCGCGAAAACCAACUGGGUAGACUUCCUAGACCGUGCCACCUCCUGUCUUGCCCUUGUUGCCUCAGCGUGCUACCAGUCCGUUGGCAAGUGGUCCGUCUUGGAUGAGCAGUGGUCUACUUCCCGCCUCGGGCCCGCCUACGAGGAGACACACAACUAUAUCAUCAAGCACCACCCCGAAGGCUCCGUGGCGUACUCUGACCAAUACAGCCCGCAGAUCAACGUGCUGCUGGUCAUCUACCAGUCGUGGCCGCGCUGUCUCCAUUCGUCCCUCUCGCUGGACGACGCCUUCGACAUGCUCAUCCGGGGAGUCAUCCAUAUCGAACCUGCCGUUGGGGAGGCAGCUACUGCCGCACUGCAGCGGUUCAUGGCGGAUCCCGCUCGUGGUCCGGUCCUGCUCUCCAGAUUCUCCGCGUUCCUCUUUAGCCCCUCUUCUAUCGCACUGGAAGGUUUCGGGAUGCGCCUUCCCAUCGAGUGCACGCGCCUUCUCAACCUCUGGAUCAGCUUCGUUGACCGCUGGAUUCACGAGACGCUGGAGAAACCACUACAAGCGUGGACGAUCGAGGAGACGGAGAACAUCGUGGCGCGAGUGGAAGAGAUCGAGACGGGCGCCCUCUUCCUACUGGCGCACCGCAAGGCGUCCGCGUACACUGUCGGCGUGAAGUCAAUCCGGUUCUUGAAGCUCCUCAUGGAACAUAUGUGUCCGGAGCCCUCCACCCCAGCCUCUAUCAACCCCCACGAACUUUUCGCCUUCGUCCAUGGGUUGUUCGAAGAGGGUUCCUCUGACAUCUUCUUCCGUGGUCUGGACGACAUCCUGGAACCCGAGCACCUUGCAAGACUGGGCCAGUGGCGGCAGUCUACUAAUCCUGACAAACUCGUCCGGCUUGCAGACAGCGAACACUCCACAGACAGGACGAUUUGGCGGCACGUCUACUCGCAGUUCGUCCAAACGUACAUGGAUCAUUCGCCAUCUAUCGGAACCACCCUUCGGGAGAAGCUGAUUACUGCCGCCGCUCGCGGCACGCAUCUCAUGCAACAGCUUUCGGGGGUAAAUUCGCGGCUUCCGACCAACGUACCUCAGCGUACGGGAUCUGGGGACCGCGAUGGUGCUCGCCUAGUAUCGGAGAACAGGGACGUGAUCGCCCAGUGGCAUUCUUGGAUCAAACUCGUCUGUUCUACUGCACUUGUCUCGGAUACCCGAGCAGCGCUGGGCGGGAUGCGGGAUCACUCUCGUGCGCGAUCAGAUACUGAAUUUGGCACCGACCAGAUGCAGACCACGCACGAUCUCUUCUGGGCGUUGAGCCGCUUCCUCGACUCGGACUUCACCGUCUUCCGCGACCUGGCCGUAUCGUGCAUCAGCUCGUUCCCGGCUAAUGGCUACUCACACCUAUUGGAAGAUCUGAGCAAGCUCCAGUCUCGUCAACACUGGGAUGAUCCAAGGGCGAAAGCAGCCACCGCGGCGCCUACGAUCGGGCGUGCUCGCCGACUGGAGCGAUUCCACACAGCGGUCGCUCGCAUCUACUUCCUCACAGCGCACUCGUUACAAGAUCAACGGUCUACGGGCAGGCAGGCGGCACUAACAUACGUCCUGAAGUAUCUUCGGAAUAUGCAGACAUUCCUCAUGUCACCAGACAAUCGCGAGCGGUUCUCGAUGCAGCGCCUCCGACGAUACUUCUGUGGCACCAUCGAGCGACUCUUCGACGCUCUGGCAACGUUGAAGGACUCCGACCGCUUCAUCCCGCAUAACCUGCACCUGGCGCUGUACACGAUGUGCGAGGACUGGUGUCAGCUCGGGAAGCAGUCCGAAGACGUGAAGAAGCGCUUGGUGUACAUGCAAACCAUGGCGGCGAAAUCGUACAGUGACCCCGCAAGUCAAGCGGAGAUCAUCCAGGUCUUCCAAACGGAGACGCGGGCACUGUCGCACGCGGCGAUCGGCGCUAUGGCUUCUCUUUGCCAAAAGGCCUUCUUUCCUCCGGAUGUCGAGUCGAACUCUCCAACAGACCGGCAGGGCCUGGAUUCCCUGCGGCCUCUUCAGGUUGGCUCCACUUUCGACCGGCUGACUGCGAUUCUGGCUUCUUUCCACGAACCCGUGCAAGCUGCCGGAAAGAAAGCCUUGCGUUCCCUGCUGUGCUACAGUCGUUGCAGUCCAGGCUUCCUAGACGAGUGCCUGCGUCGAGCCUUCGUGACCUCCCGGGAGCUCGACACCAGCAACGCGCGCUUCUUCGAAGUCGUCGCUGACGCGCUUACUAGCGGCGCCGCCACUGCGUUCAGCUUUGCUCAAGUCGUAUGCCUCGGCCUAUCCAAUCUCUGCCAUCCUCUCCUUGAGAUACGCCGUCAGGCCUUCAACAUGCUCGAGAUGGUCCAUGAGCAGUCCAUGGGAAUCAUCUCGUUGUCUCAGUAUGAGGCCGCCGUUGGAAGCUCAGCACCGAGCACGUACCUUCACGCCCACCGGCUCAUAUCGGAUGUGCUCGCGGGCGAACACCCUGAUCAGGCGAUCAAAGUUCUGGCUCAGCUGGCGGAUUGGCUACCUAGGGUCUUCGACAAUCGCUCGGAACGCGGGGUCUUGCUGCUCCUUCAAAGCCUCGAGUACUGGGUGCCCAGCAUCGACCUCAUGAACGAUGACAAGUCGGGGCUCUCUAGUGAAGGCCGUCUCACGAUCUACCACUUGAUGGCCCUCACGUUGCGGUAUGCGGAGUCAUAUGCCGAGCAAGUCCUGGUUUUGUGGACUCGGCUUGUGGACACGCCGAACCAAUCCAAUGGUCAUGCUGUCAUUCGCUUCCUACUGGAACAGUCGCACAAGGUCGGUAGCACCAUCUUCAUCAGCUGCGCUGCCAAAAUCGUCGCAUGUCUAUCCCAAAGCGCGAUCGGUCGCCAGAUGGUCGAGGAACUUUGCAGCGUGGUGGAGCCCGCGCGGAUGCUGCCCAGUAUCGAGCACAAGUUGGCACCUCCGAACCAUGAGGACCUCGAGCUAUGGUCUGAUCUGGACAUUCUCUUUUCGGGAGAGCCGCGUCUGUCCCUCGGCGUCGCCCAGUAUGCGCUUCUUUUCCUUUCGGAGACGGCUCUAGAACGUUAUUGGGAAUUUCAGGACCAACUCCCGGUCCUGUUCCACGCGCUCUUCAUGCAUCUGGAUCACCGCCAUCCGUUCGUCCAGCAGCGUUCGCGGCACAUGCUCUUCCAACUUCUACGCUCGUGUCUCACGGGCUAUGACGAACUACCCGACCGGUCGUUAUACCGAUCUCGCCCGGAGCUGAAAGCGGCGAUUCAGGAUCUGGAGAAGGAGAUAGGCACGCGAACGUGGAAGGAUGACGAGAAUUCUACGGAUGUCGAGGGGAAGAUGAGGUGGUUCGGCAACGCGGUACUCAACCUCGUGGAACCGCUGCACCCCGCACUGUCAGAGCAGUGGGGUACGCUUGCCUUGAACUGGGGGACCGCUUGUUCUAUCCGCCCCAUCGCAUUCCGCUCUCUCCAGCUAUACCGUGCCUUGACGCCUCAAAUUGGGCCAACGCACGUUGGAAUGCUCCUAGGCCGACUUGCGAACACUAUCGCCGAUGAGGAUACCGCGAUUCAGAGCUUCAACGUCGAGAUCCUAUGCACCUUGACGGCCCUAGCUUCUUCAAGCGACCUCGAGGCGAACCAGCUCCCGCAGCUAUUCUGGUGUUCCGUCGCGUGUCUGUCGACGACUGUCGAGACGGAGUACCUCCACACAUUACAGCUGCUUGACGCCGUGCUCACUCGGAUCGACCUCGAUGACCCCAACACGGCCGACCUCCUCUUCCAAUAUAUGCCAACCAACUGGACCGGUACGACCACACUGCAACCCAAUCUGCUAUCCGGACUGCGCUCAUCGGUCACCUCGGGACUUACGCUCAGGCUCCUGGAGCGCCUUGCGAACGUCGACGACCCGAGGUUGAUCGACGCGUCCGGGGGUCGUGUUCGGGACCUCUACACGCUGUCGCUGCCGUGGUGUCUAUAUGCCAUGAGCGAGGACAGUAAGGACGAGUCCCUGCAGGAGUUCGCGCUGAACAUCAGUCGGCUGGCCGAGGAGGAGGAACGCCCAAGCAUCCAGCGCAUCAUGACAUCCUUCGCCAAGGCGCGCUUCCGCACACGGGACGACUUCCUGCGGCAGUCCGUUGCGAGCUUGCGCGAGCACUACGGUGCCGAGCACUGGACAGAGGUCAUCACGCUCCUCAUGGGCCUCGUGUUGAACAACACGCGUUGGCUGCGGGUGCAGACGAUGCAGAUCCUCAAGGUGCUUUUCCAGCAGCGCGAGACGAAGAGUCAGGUUGACCUGCUUGGCUCCGAGCUGCUCAUGCCCCUCCUACGCCUACUCGAGACCGACCUCGCCUCGCAGGCGCUCGACGUGCUCGACGAGCCGAUGCAGAUCUCGGGCGGGCCCGCCGCUAAGCACGUGUUGCGCAUGAGCCUCCACCACCACCUCCGCGCCAACGCACGCGACGUUGAGUCCGUCGCGGACGUGUUCGGCAUCGCUCAGGAUUCCGGCUGGUGUUCCCCCAGGGCGACCGUACACCGUGAGACGUGCCGCGCAAAUGUCGCUGCUGUGUUCGACCUUGGGAAGGGCACGCUCCGCCCGUCGCGCAUCGACUUCCAGCCGGACGACGAGCUCGCUGCGCUCGCGCUCGGGCGCGUCGGACGCCAUCGCCACCAUCACCGCGAGCGCGACGAAGACCGCGAUGCGGACGGGGACGACCUAGGCGACAUGGUGCAGAACCUACACGAGCUCAGCAGCUACUUCCAGGAGGAGCCGCUCGUAGACAUCGUGAGCCCCGGCGGCACCCCACAGUCCACUGCCAGCGCGGGCGUAGUGCCCCACCGCCAGCUGGAGGCACGGGUCGCAGCGAUCCUUGCGAAGUCGGCCGAGGGCGCAGAACGAGACGUUCCGCCAACGCCCUUCGUCGACGUCUUCAACGUGAAUGGCAGCAACCACAGCAACGGUCACGGCCACGCUGCGAACGUGCUCUCACCGACGUACGAGGAAGACUCCGAGGACGAGUCUGACUCGGACACGGAGUCGGACUUGUUCGAGUACGACUCGCCGAGCUUCGCGGGGUUCGUGAACCCCACCGCCAGCCUUGCAUAUAGCUCGCACUGAACGUCUCCGUCGUGCAUCGUAUUCUUAUUUGGGGUUCCGCUGCGCCGCGGUAGACUGUGGUAUUGUACGAGAUACGUAUAGUUGAUUUCCUCCUAAGCUCCCCUCCCUCGCUAGACUAUGCUCUCGCACCGACUGCUCUCCUGCUUCGUUUGCUAUCUACCUACCAGUCGUUCUCUCUCCCUUCCUUCCCACAUAUCUCUCGUUACUCGACUUGACAAUAGUAUUGUAAAUUAUAGGUCGCUCCCUCUCGUCAUCUACGUCACCGUCACUUUGUAGUAGUACUUUAUCUCGGAACUCCCCAUAGAUUCUCUCCCACUAUCCUUACGCCGC